Homalodisca vitripennis (glassy-winged sharpshooter) is the source of this 673-nucleotide messenger RNA. Its product is annotated as mitotic-spindle organizing protein 1-like. Gene Ontology annotation, cellular component: centrosome; gamma-tubulin ring complex; spindle. NCBI's taxonomy places the organism in Eukaryota, Metazoa, Arthropoda, Insecta, Hemiptera, Cicadellidae. The transcript has a single exon. Gene Ontology annotation, biological process: gamma-tubulin complex localization; microtubule nucleation by interphase microtubule organizing center; mitotic spindle assembly. The record is from RefSeq and is a predicted model, not a curated record. The coding region runs from base 318 to 539 and encodes 73 amino acids.
AGCUUUUUAGGUUCUUCUGAUCUGGUUUCGUUUCAAUACCUUUAUUCUUGAAUCUACUGUCUAGAAAGGCUUUGUUUUUGUGUUUUGAGUCUCUGCAUUUAAUUAGGCAUCUAUUCGUCGUCCCCAUCAAAAUUGUGGAACUGAAUCCGAAUUUCAGUGUGUAUAUAACGAAACAAUUUAUAUGUCAUAGCCUGAACAGUUAUAACUAUAUUGUCAAGUGUCAACAUUAAUAGAAUUCAAAUGCAUGGAUAUGCAGUUUUAACCUAACUCUUAAAAAACUAUAUUUUUCUACGAUAAUAAGUCAUCAUUUAAUAAACAUGCCAGAUAAACAAGUGUGUGAUGAGAAAUAUAGCGAAGUCAAGGAGACGUUUGAAACCAUGUCAGAAAUAUCAACACUACUUAAUACCGGACUAGAUCUCAAGACGUUGUCAUUUUGUGUGAGAUUAUGUGAAAACGGGGUGCACCCUGAAUCUUUGGCUAAGGUUAUCACAGAGAUCAGACAAGAAGUCAACAGGAUGAAUGGACAAGAAAAGAAGUGAGAUUAAUUAUUAACUUGGAUGGUAGAAGUGAUUUUGUUCGAGUAGGCUACAUAGGCCUACUUAAAAUAAAUAAAUAAUUUAAUAAUUGUGAUAUUUAAUUUGUUAACUAGAGAAUAAAAUAGGCAUACAAAUCA